UACACCUCACACACACUAAUUAGAUUUCAUAUCUUUCUGAAGCACAUUCCAAAAACACAUUUUCAAUUUCCCGGGAAUUUCAGAGACUAACAAAUUCCAAGAAUGCCCCUACUUCUCCGGCCACCUUCGCCGUUACCACCCCUCUUCCACUCAUUUUCCGGCGACCACCCCAAGCUGAAUUUCAAUCUCUCCCCAAAACUCAACAAUUUUCCUCAACAUCGGCCGACGUCGCUUUCCGCCUCCCGAAACGUCGACUUGUUCACCCAGAACUCGGGGUACUUGUUCAAGCUCAGUGACUCGGAGGCCGAGUCGCUUUCGGAGUAUGAUAUUGCGAGCAUUGGUUCGAUUUACAGAAGAAAGCCUUUGAUUUUGGGUCGUAGGUUGUUUCAGAUUGGUACUACGCUUGGAAAAUGGUUCGGAAUUCGGUAUAUUGACGGGGUUAUGGAGAGGGCUGAUACCAUGUUCAAGGUUCGAGCUGCUGAGCUUCGGAAAAUACUGGUUGAACUUGGUCCGGCCUAUGUCAAAAUUGCUCAGGCUAUUUCAUCUAGAUCUGACUUAAUUCCACCAUCAUACUUGGAGGAACUUUCAGUGUUACAAGACAGUAUAACUCCAUUUUCCAAUAAAGUGGCAUUUAGUCUCAUUGAGGAGGAACUUGGGAUGCCAAUCGAUGAAAUCUUUUCGGAAAUUUCAUCAGAGCCAGUAGCUGCUGCAUCUCUUGGCCAGGUUUAUCAAGCUAGACUUCGGGCAAGUGGACAGGUGAUUGCUGUCAAGGUCCAGAGACCUGGUGUAAAAGCUGCUAUUGCCUUGGACAUAUUUAUAUUGCGUUUUGUUGCAGGGAUAAUUCGGAGGGCAGGAAAAUUUAAUACAGACCUACAGGCAGUCGUAGAUGAAUGGGCUUCAAGCCUUUUUAGGGAGAUGGAUUACAGGAAAGAAGCAAACAAUGGAUUAAAAUUCAGAGAGUUGUAUGGUGGUCUUCCUGAUGUUGUGGUUCCCCAAAUGUACAUUGACAAAAACAACUCAGAAAGUCUUAAUCAUGGAAUGGAUUGA
This is a messenger RNA of Chenopodium quinoa (quinoa), 1047 nucleotides long. RefSeq lists its product as uncharacterized. NCBI's taxonomy places the organism in Eukaryota, Viridiplantae, Streptophyta, Magnoliopsida, Caryophyllales, Amaranthaceae. The record is from RefSeq and is a predicted model, not a curated record. The transcript is spliced from 8 exons. Bases 103 to 1047 code for a protein of 314 amino acids.